GUCUAGGCUGCACCACAUUUCCCGACCGCUAACUAUUUUCUACCGCACCCAAGUUGACGUCAUGGGUGUGUUUGCUUAUCUACUGACCGCACUCGUAGUUCUGGUGGGAUAUAUCCUAUUCAAACUGCGUCGUGCCCUGCAAUACUGGCAGAAUCUGGGCAUUCCCUGCGAGGAUCCCCACUUCCUUAUGGGAAGUCUAACGGGAGUGCAAACCAAUCGCUCGUUCUUCGAUGUCUGGAUGGACUACUACAACAAGUUCCGUGGAACUGGUCCCUUUGCGGGCUUCUACUGGUUCCAAAAACCCGGAGUUCUGGUUCUGGACACCUCCCUUGCUAAAUUGGUUCUCAUUAAAGAGUUCAACAAGUUCACGGACCGCGGAUUCUAUCACAACUCAGAGGAUGAUCCGUUGUCAGGCCAAUUGUUCCUACUUGAUGGUCAUAAGUGGAAGUCAAUGAGGAACAAGCUUUCGCCCACUUUUACGUCCGGGAAAAUGAAGUACAUGUUUCCCACGGUGGUGAAGGUGGGCCACGAGUUCAUCGAUGUCUUUGGCCAGACAAUGGAGAAAUCUCCAAUCGUCGAGGUUAAGGAUAUUUUAGCCCGAUUCGGCACCGAUGUGAUUGGAACCUGUGCCUUCGGCAUCGAGUGCAGUAGUCUCAAGGAUCCCGAAGCGGAAUUCCGGGUGAUGGGACGUCGAGCUGUUUUUGAGCAGCGCCACGGACCGAUUUUAAUAGCCUUCAUGAAUAGUUUCCCGAAUCUGGCCCGAAGGCUCCAUAUGAAAUUGUACCUCGAGGAAGCGGAACAGUUUUUCCUGCGCAUCGUCAGGGAAACAGUGGCUUUCAGGGAGCAGAACAACAUCCGUCGCAAUGACUUUAUGGAUCAGUUAAUCGAUUUGAAAAAUGCUCCACUUACCAAGUCUGAAACUGGGGAAAGUGCUAACCUCACGAUCGAGGAAAUGGCAGCUCAGGCUUUUGUUUUCUUCGGAGCUGGCUUCGAAACCUCAUCGACCACAAUGGGAUUUGCUCUUUACGAACUGGCCCAGCAUCAGGACAUUCAGGAUCGGGUGAGGAAGGAGUGCCAGGAGGUGAUUGGCAAGUACAACGGGGAGUUGACCUACGAAGGCAUGAAGGAACUUGUCUAUCUGGACCAGGUUAUAUCGGAAACCCUUCGUCUGUAUACUGUUCUCCCAGUUCUAAAUCGAGAGUGCCUCGAAGACUUUGUAGUUCCCGAUAAUCCCAAGUACGUGAUUAAGAAGGGAAUGCCUGUAUUGAUUCCUUGCGGAGCCAUGCACCGCGAUGAGAAGCUAUAUCCCAACCCAGAUAAAUUCGAUCCAGACAACUUUACUGCGGAUCGUGUGAAAGAACGCGAUUCCAUAGAGUGGCUUCCAUUCGGCGAAGGUCCUAGAAAUUGCAUUGGAAUGCGGUUUGGCCAAAUGCAGACUAGAAUUGGAUUGGCCUUUCUGAUCAAGAACUUUAAGUUCUCCGUCUGCGAGAAGACAACUAUUCCCAUGGUUUACAGCAAAAAAACAUUCUUAAUAUCGAGUGAUACUGGUAUUUUCUUGAAAGUUGAACGUGUUUAAUGGUUUUUCAUGGAAUGGUAUUGAAGUAACAGCAAAUUUUGUAUAACUUUUGGUGAGGAUGCUGUUACUAUAUAUACAUAUACUUAUGUGAAUAUAUUUGUAAAUAACAAUUAAAAGUUCUUGGUUUCAGGUUAGUUAUUACCUUUAGUUACAUAUUAUUGUAAUAACUGAUUUAUGCAAACGAAAAUAAACUCUUUGUACUUAACAUCAAAGCUACAUUAACAAGACUAAACAACAAUACUAGGUAUAUAUACAUAAAUUAAAAUUGUUAAAACAUAAAUAGCUUAGUUUUUUACCUAACAGUAUAGAUUUAAAGUAAAACAGAACAUUUUAAAAUCCCAUUA
Molecule: messenger RNA, 1920 nt
Organism: Drosophila ficusphila
Lineage: Eukaryota; Metazoa; Arthropoda; Insecta; Diptera; Drosophilidae
Product: cytochrome P450 6a9
Exons: 3
Coding region: 62-1576 (504 amino acids)
Molecular function (GO): iron ion binding; heme binding; oxidoreductase activity, acting on paired donors, with incorporation or reduction of molecular oxygen
Source: RefSeq, a predicted model, not a curated record